Molecule: messenger RNA, 2935 nt
Organism: Dioscorea cayenensis subsp. rotundata (Guinea yam)
Lineage: Eukaryota; Viridiplantae; Streptophyta; Magnoliopsida; Dioscoreales; Dioscoreaceae
Product: probable serine/threonine-protein kinase SIS8
Exons: 13
Coding region: 363-2630 (755 amino acids)
Biological process (GO): regulation of DNA-templated transcription; protein phosphorylation
Molecular function (GO): protein kinase activity; ATP binding
Source: RefSeq, a predicted model, not a curated record
GUGGAUGUGGAGUUGAAGAAGAUUCAUUCAAGAUUGAGAUUGGGAUUUUAUUAAUUGAUUUUUUUUAAAAAAAAAUUAACAAUUAAAUGAGAGGGUGAGAGCCCCACUUCAAAGAAGAAGAAGAAGAAGAAGAAGGUGGAGACCAAAGCCUCUUCUUUCUCUUUCUCUCUAUCUCUAUCUCUCUCUUUCAAUCUUGUUUUUGAUGCUGUUCUUGUUGAAACCCAUUGAAAAAACUUGAUUUUGGAGAGAAGUUUGAGAUAAAGGAGCCACCUUUGCAGCUGGACGUGUUCAAAUGCUAGUAAAAAUUCAAUUUUGAGAAGAAGCUUGUUGGGAUUUUGUGGUUUUUGGUUCUAGGUUUAGCUAUGGAGACACCUCCGGCUGAGGAGCUAUUGAAGAAGAUCCAGGAGCUGGAGGCUGGGCAUGCUAUGCUGAAGCAGGAGAUGUCGAGGUUGAUGCCGAGUGGUGGGGACGAGCGGCGGGCUGAACGGCCUCGGUCGCAAUCGGUUUCACCGCAGCGGUCACCGGCGCAGACGCGGAGGAGGAAUAAUGGAGGGUGUGAAGCGACUGGGUCCUCGGUUUGGCGUAAGGGCUCAGUGCCGUUUGGGCACUCGUCUCGGUUGCAGAGAGAGAGCAAGGACUCGAGCUCCAGAGCUGGUGAAGCUCCGGCUAGCAUCGGUCUCUCCGACCGACAGUAUUUGAAUAUCUUGCAGUCCAUGGGACAAUCUGUGCACAUCUUUGAUCUCAGUGGCCGGAUUAUCUACUGGAACCGGACCGCUGAACGGUUGUAUGGUUAUUCUGCAGCUGAAGCCCUUGGCCAGGAUGCCAUUGAGUUGCUUGUCGAUGGCCGUGACUUCAAUGUUGCUAAUAAUAUAAUCCACCGGAUAACCUUGGGGGAGAGUUGGACCGGGAAGUUUCCGGUCAAGAACAAACAGGGCGAGCGUUUUUUAGCUAUGGUCACCAGCACUCCCUUCUACGACGAUGAUGGAAGUUUAGUUGGCAUUAUUUGUGUUUCAAAUGAUUCACAGUGCUUUCAGGAUGCAAUGUCUCCCCUUAGUUUCUCAAAGCCUAAUGCUAGAAUUGGUUGUGGUAACAAAGGUGUUUCUGAUUCUCAACAGCCUCUCCAAGUUGCUCUUGCCUCCAAACUUUCAAACUUGGCUUCCAAGGUGACAAAUAAAGUUCGCUCGAGAAUUAGGACAUCGGAGAAUGGUUUGGAGCGCGAAAGUGCAAGUGGAGACAGUUUAGGUUCAGAUCAUGGCUGUUCCGAUGCUGAUCAUAAGGAGGACGCGACAUCGAGUGGAGCUAGCACUCCUAGAGGAGAUGCACAUCCUUCACCAUUUGGUGUAUCUUCUUCAGUGGCCUUUGAUGAGAAAUCUCCGGGGAAAUCAAGCAAAAGUAACAAUGAGAAAGCUGAUGGGAAGAGUGGAAUUCACAAAAUCAUUAGCUCAAAGGCCGAAGCAUGGAUUGCUAAGAAGGGGAUAUUGUGGCCCUGGAAAGGGAAUGAGCAUGACAGUACUGAUAGUUCUGAUACGAAGAACCCGAGCGAUCAAGAGAAUGAUGUGAGCCAUCCAAAAACUUCUGAAUCUAAUUUAAAGCCGGAAAACCAGGCGAACGAGAACAACCGAGCAGGAAACAAUGAAGCCUCAGGGUCUUGGUCUUCCUUUAAUGCUAACAGUACAAGCAGUGUUAGCAGCAGUGGGAGCACCAGUAGCAGCGCGGUCCAGAAAGUCGAUGGCGAGAAUGACUGCUUGGAUUAUGAAAUCUUAUGGGAGGAUUUAACAAUUGGUGAGCAGAUAGGUCAAGGUUCUUGUGGAACUGUGUAUCAUGCUCUCUGGUAUGGUUCGGAUGUGGCAGUUAAAGUAUUUUCAAAGCAAGAAUACUCAGAGGAUGUUAUACUUUCAUUUAGACAAGAGGUAUCACUCAUGAAAAGGUUACGACAUCCAAACAUACUACUUUUUAUGGGAGCUGUUACUUCUCCACAACGCCUGUGCAUUGUGACAGAGUUCCUUCCACGGGGAAGUUUAUUUCGGCUACUUCAAAGAAACACAACCAGGCUUGAUUGGAGACGACGUAUUCACAUGGCUUUAGAUAUUGCGAGAGGCAUGAACUAUCUUCAUCAUUGCAAUCCCCCGAUCAUUCACCGUGAUUUGAAGUCAUCGAACUUGUUAGUCGAUAAGAAUUGGACUGUGAAGGUCGGAGAUUUUGGCCUUUCACGGCUGAAGCAUGAGACAUAUUUGACAACGAAAACCGGGAAAGGAACGCCACAGUGGAUGGCUCCAGAAGUUCUUCGCAAUGAACCGUCCGAUGAGAAAUCGGAUGUGUACAGCUAUGGUGUAAUACUAUGGGAGCUUGUAACCGAGAAAAUACCUUGGGAUAGUCUCAAUUCAAUGCAGGUGAUUGGGGCUGUAGGAUUCAUGAACCAGAGGCUGGAACUGCCAAAAGAUUUGGAUCCUCAAUGGGUGUCAAUCAUUGAAAGUUGCUGGCAUAGUGAACCAAGUUGCCGGCCGAGUUUCCAAGAGCUACUGGAAAGGUUUAAAGAGUUGCAGCGGCAAACCGUUGUCCAGUCCCAGAUGCAACGUAACACUACUGCAGAAACGGCACAAACUGCACCAAAGUUGAAUCCUCAGGAUUGAUUGUAUCUCCGGCUUAGUGCACCGGCCUCAUUGCACAAUGUUUGUGUGAUGCUUGAGUGAAGAUUUUUGCACAAUUUCAGUCACAGGAUGAAGUUUUAGAUCAGCAUAAGGCAUGGGAAAUACCAUUGUCUUAUUGUAAUGUAUUUGUGUCUCAGGCUGUGCUAGGUUUUGCUUGUCGGUUUCCAUCCCGGAGAACAUGGACAGAGAAGUGAAGUUGACUUUCUCUGCUUGUGAAGAGCAUCAACAAGACCACAACUCUUGUAAUAUACAGUCUAUACUCUUGUAAUAUUUUCCCCUUCUUUUCA